GUCUACAUUUACGUGCACAUAAAUAUUCUGAUAUUAAUCAGAAUUUGGCAAUAUGCUAAUUAGUAUUGAGUCAUUCUGAGUCACAAUAUUCUGAUUCCCCAAAUUCUGAUUCCCAGCCCUGGAAUAUUCUGGUUUUAUUCUGAAAUUGUAUGCGUGUUAACACCUUAAUCAGAAAAUCCACUGAAAGGAGAUAUAUGCACAUUCUCAGUAUGCAAGGAAUUGAAAUGAUUCUCAGUGGAUCAGAUUAUCUGUUUGAAGCUUUAGACCACAAAGUGUCCUUCAAGGAGAUGAAAGUACUAGUACCACCGAACUGGAAGAAAGGAAAGUAUGAGAGCGCAAGAACAGAAACCUUCAACAAGGCCAGAAUAAGAAUCGACAGCCCACAUCCUGCAUUUGGUGACGAUCCAUACACUCAUCAGACCAAAGGUUGUGGAUGUGAGGGCGAAUACAUUCAUUUCACCCCAAACUAUUUGUUAAACAAUCAUCUUAUUAAAGCAUAUGGACCUAGAGGAAGGGUUUUUGAGCAUGAAUGGGCUCACCUCAGAUGGGGGGUAUUUGAUGAAUAUAAUAAGAGAGAGCCCUUUUACAUGUCUGUUUCGGGUCAGAUUCAAUCAACAAGCUGUUCUGAUAAGAUUUCUGGUCAGUGGUAUGAAAUUAUCAAUCAAAGCCUCCGACCUUGCCAGAAUUUGGAUGCAGCUGGCAAACCCACAUCCAGCUGUGUAUUCUUUCCGCACGCAGUGCAAAAGACAAAUCCCUCAAUAAUGUACAUGCAAAGCAUAGUCUCUGCAAGAGCGUUUUGUCGAGAAGAGGAACAUAACGCCGAAGCCCCCAAUGAACAGAAUGAAAAGUGUUCGCGCAAAGCAACACGUACAGUAAUCUUUCAGGAAUCCGUAGACAAACAUGCCCUUCUCAAUCUAAAACAUCUUCCAUCUACACCACCAGCUCCAACAUUCAAAGCCAUACAGAGAGGACCUCGGGUCGUCUGUCUCAUCCUUAAUGUCUCAGGAAGCAUCAGUGGUCGGAGAAUAGAACUACUACAGCAAGCUGCUACGAUUUUCUUAAAGCAGAUCAUAGAGGAACAACAGUUUGUGGCACUUGUGACUUUUAGUACUGAAGCUCAAAUAUUAACCCAGAUCACUUUAAUAGACGGACCGACUUCCAGAGACAAUCUAAUUAACAAGGUGCCUAAAACCGCAGCUGGAUCUACAUAUAUAUGUAAAGGAAUCAGAAAAGGUUUGGAGGCUCUUCGAAAGGAUGAAACAAUAGGAGAUGAAGUUAUUUUUCCGACAGACGGGGAAGCAACUGAUAAUGUCACGGAUUUUUUACAGGCAGCUGUUCAUAGCGGUGCAAUCAUUCACACUAUAGGAACAUUUAUCGUAUCCAAGGAUUCGAUACGUUUCAACCAGCUUGUAGAUGCCUUUUCCUCAAUGACCAUGUUCUAUGGAAAUCCCAUCACACAGCCCAUUCAGCUCGAAAGCACUGGAACGAAUGUUGCAGAUUGGUUCAACGGAACAGUUCCUGUUGACCGGACUGUAGGAAAUCACACCAGCUUUAUAUUAAUUUAUGAAAGAAGUGCACCCACUGUGUAUAUAGAGUCACCAAGUGGUUUGGUUUACGACCAGACGCACACCACUGACAUUGCUAAUACAAUCACUUGUACUGUUCCAGAAACUGCAGAGACUCUAUUCUAUCUGAAUAGAGACACAGUAACUCAGCAAGUGAGUUUAACCAUAAUGAGUCGGGCAGCUCGUGAAGACGUUCACCCAAUCGCAGUCAGAGCCAGAAUGAACCAGCAGACCAGCGAUGGCACUAAACCCAUGACCGUGUUGGCUCACGUCAGUCAGAAUUAUAAUCCUGUGUUUGGGGUCAGUGUUUGGGCGAACCUGGAGUCAGAUACUGGGCACUCGGUACAACGGCAGCUCCUUGAUAACGGAGCAGGAGCUGAUGUUUUCAAAGACGAUGGCGCCUAUUCCAGAUAUUUCCCAAACUUAAGACGUGGAAAAUACAGUCUGAAAGUGAGAGUGGAAAAUCAACACGGAGGAGGCCAGUUUUCUCCCCACAGACACAGUGGUGCUCUGUAUGUCCCCGGAUAUAUUGUGGAUGGUGAAGUGGAAUUAAACCCUCCUAAGCCCCCAGUAAACCAGCAGCCAGUAGAUGUGGGCAGCUUCACCAGAACAAUAACUGGGGAGAGUUUUAUAGCGGAAGCAGAUGCACCUUCAAACUUCCCUCCAAACAAGAUCACAGAUCUGACUGCGGAAAUCCAAGAGGACACGAUGCGUCUCAACUGGACGGCUCCUGGUGAUGAUUAUGACCAGGGAACAGCCCAAUCCUAUGAAAUGAGAUGGAGUGAAGAUUUGAAGACGCUUCAACACAACUUCAGCAGCGCUAAUCUGUUCAACACCUCGGCUCUUCUGCCUCAAGAGUCAGGCUCAGCUGAACGACACUCUUUCCAGCUUAAUAUUACAAUUAAAAACGGCAUCACACUUUUCUUUGCCGUUCAGGCAGUGGACCAACACUCAGCAAAGUCUGAGGUAUCCCAUAUUGCUCGAGCAACCAAGUAUGUCGCAAGUCCCAAACGCCCACCCAUUCCAAAUCCAGACCCGAAACCGAUUCCUAUCAUCAUCAUCAUCAUCAUCAUCAUCUCAGUCUGUGUGGUGAUCAUAGUGACAUGUGUUAUAGCUGUGAUCAUCACAUUAUCUGCACUGAAACAAAAAGAUAUUAUUGCAUAAGGCAUUAAUAGAACAAAGAAUACACCAACACUGCAAGCCUAAAGAUUUAUUUCACAAAUCUGAUUUUUUUUUUCUCCACUUUGUGUCCCGAGACUACAUUUUCAAACUUUUUGAGAGGCUAUCUGUAAUCGUU
This is a messenger RNA of Ictalurus furcatus (blue catfish), 2862 nucleotides long. RefSeq names its product calcium-activated chloride channel regulator 3A-1-like. NCBI's taxonomy places the organism in Eukaryota, Metazoa, Chordata, Actinopteri, Siluriformes, Ictaluridae. The record is from RefSeq and is a predicted model, not a curated record.